AUGUACGCUCGCCUACGAGAUAUCUUCGAACUAGAAACACUGCGAGAUCGCUUUGAGCUCCAAGCAGUUGUUGAAAGGUAUGCAGCAAGCCGAGAUAUUGAACUGGCGCAGGAAGCAUCAAGGCUUUUUCGGGAAAACUACGGGAUUAACAAAUCUUCCAACAUCAUUCCGCCGUUCAAAAUUCAUUUUCCUUCUUAUUUCAUGACAAGGAGCCCGAAUCGUAUCUCUUAUUGUCCGAUACCGAAGAAUAUGUCGACGGUAAUAACGGCUAUCAUUUGCUGGUUGUUCAGCGAAGAAUUUAGGAAUGGAAAUAUCACCCUCACUGGUGAUCACAAAAGAUCCUGCUACUAUAAGAACGGCUUGCAUGCAUUUGAGCAAGUGAAGAAAUUCGAACGUGGGGAGAAGUGGAUUAAUUUCGCCAUGAUUCGAGAGCCUCAGGAGCGUUUCCUUAGCGGAUUCAUGUUCAUGUGUUUACCAAACAACACAGUGAACAGCACAUGUGGAGGAUGUGUUAACGACAUCAAAUGCGCUUUGCGAACUACGCUCGAGCAGGCGCGCAGAUUUGCAGCAGGCGACUUGUCUGCACGAACAUAUCUUCUAUGGCAUCUCGGUCCACAAAACUGGCAUUGUCACUUCCACAGAAACUUGGAUAGGAUACGGUUAUUUAAAUACUCCCCUCGAGAUCAAGAGAAAACUAUAUCGGACUUGACGUUGGUGUUGAAAGAAAUUAGCGCCGUUUCAGAAGGAGCAGUGAAAUCGACAGAUAUACAUUUUAUUAUUUCACAAAUUUCUAAGAAAAAGACGAGACACACAACAUACCAAAACGAGAACAGGGAGUUCUACAAUUCUCAGCUAAAUAAUAUCGAAAUGCAAAGGAUGCUAGUUGAGGUCCGUGUUGGAGUUGCUGCACUUGACGAAGCAACGCAGAGCAUCAGUUGGCCAGUUUGUGGAGGAGCCAUCGGGAUGGCCAUUGACCGUCUACAUGAACGCGGCAUCGCAACCGAUUUCGACUUUCAAAUAUUCACGGCUCCUACAACGUGCAAUGGUGAUGAUGCUGUAGGCAUUGGCCUUGGUUUUAUGGCCAACAGUUCAGUCGACGCAGUGAUCGCUCCACCAUGCAAAAUGGGUAUUGCUGCUCAUCGAAAUCAAUUUUUAUAA
Necator americanus (New World hookworm) is the source of this 1158-nucleotide messenger RNA. RefSeq lists its product as uncharacterized. The transcript has 9 exons. Gene Ontology annotation, biological process: positive regulation of response to oxidative stress. NCBI's taxonomy places the organism in Eukaryota, Metazoa, Nematoda, Chromadorea, Rhabditida, Ancylostomatidae. The record is from RefSeq and is a predicted model, not a curated record. The coding region runs from base 1 to 1158 and encodes 385 amino acids. Gene Ontology annotation, molecular function: chondroitin 4-sulfotransferase activity. Gene Ontology annotation, cellular component: membrane.